AUCUACUAGGUCUAUGUAGCCUAUUGUAGGUCGAUUAAGAUCUACUCUCGUCUCAUAAUUAAAAUCUAUUAUUUUACUACUCUACAACUACCCUACAAUUUUUAGAUAUGAUAUAGAUCUAGGUAUAGAUAUACUGAUAUAGAUUCUAGACUACAUUGAUUGACUUUGACUACAAUACUACAUGAGUGACAUGUAUAUACUAUACUACAUACAUCUAGAGAAAACUACUCUGACCCAUCAAGUAAGAUGAAACGAAUUGUAGAAGAUGUACAGAUGAAGCUGUUAUAGGAGAAAAUUCAAAAAGUAAAUUACAGUACAAUGCCGAACAAACCUGAACUUGUUGAGACCAAGGUGAGGUUACUGUCAGAGCAAUCUGAAGAGUUACAUCGCUUGAGUCUUCAUUUGACAGCUGAGGAAUUGAAGAAAAUGAAAGGUCUGGCUGACUACAAAAUGUUUGAUGUUAUUAUUGUGCAUCAAGGCUUUGAAAAUUGCACAUUUGAAGUUAUUGGCGAUGAGGAAAUCAUUGGAGAUAGAAUUUCAACAUGUAAAGAAAUUAUUAUUGUCCCAAAAGGACAGUCUGACAGUGUGGAUUUUGCAAGUUUAAUCUCAGAGGUAGAAACGCCAGGACAGCCUUAUGACUGGUUUAACCAGCUGCCUGAAGACCAGAGAAGACGACGUCUCCGCUACGAAGAAGCUGGAUUACUUUCCUGCUGUCUGGGAAACGAGUGUGAUCAGUGUUCCAUUGUCUUCUUGACUCUGGGUUUUGGGAAAGGUGAAAUUGAAAUAGCGGAAAGAGACUACAGAAGUAAAGCCAGCCCAUUCAACACAGCGACUCAACUUUUCUGUAAGUGGAUUGAACGUAACGGUAGCAACGCGACCUUUGCAUCCCUCAUUGAUAACUUCAUACUAUUUGAAAAAAUUAAUCCUAGAUUUUUUGAUUGGGGGAAAAUUAAAACAAUUAUUACGAAUGCAGUAAAGAAGUAAAUCUCCCUAAUUAACAAUUUUGUUUUCUAUAUAUUAUAAUGCUUGUUGGACAUAUAGUUUGCUAUUGUUGGCAAGACUUAAACUUCUGUGCUAGACUUUACAAACAUGGCAGCUUUAACUUUAACAGAAACUGGAGUGCUUUGUUGAAGUGAAAUAGAUAUUAAUUAUGAAAUGGCAGCUUGGGAUAAAAAAAGAUAUCUUUUAUUAUUUUUUUUUAAAUUUUUGUUUCAAAAUAAUUUUCCCUUAAAUAAGUUUACCUGUACAUCAUUUCAUUAUUAUUUAUAGAAAUAAUUAUUUAACCAUUACUGGAAUUUUUUAAAAUUAUUAUUAGAUAAAUUUAUUAAAAACUGCUAGUCAUUUGUAUUAUUAUUGUUAUUCAUGACUGUGUUCAAUGUUUUUUUUUUUAUUCCUUGAAAAUGGUUGUAAAUCUCACUAAUGUAUUCUACUGGUUUUAUGUCAAAAAAAAAAAUUAUCUUAUGUAUUUAACAAAUGUAAAAACAAACAGCAUUAUUGUUUCAAAAUAAUUGUUCCUUAAAUAAGUUUACCUAUAUAGUGCUGAAACAUUUUCCUUCUACUUGUCAUCUCCCUCUCUAUCUACACUAUCAACUCGCUGCUUCUCUCUACUGGAUCAAACUUAUUUCUCUUUCUAAAUCGUUUAUCAAUUUGGAUUGGGGCAUCCCCUGAUCACACUGUCUGACGAAGAUUGGUCAUAAGAUGUUAUGACAAAACAUUCAGCUUUACUUUCUUUUUUUUUUUGUAUAGUAACUCUAGAUGUGAAGUGGCACAGCAUCCAUGGUGAGAAGGGGUUCAAUGAACCCGGACCCAUGACCAUUUGGGGUCCACAGCCUGUGUCACAGAGCAAUGGCUUGUUGGGGUUUCAUUGCAGUUGGGACCAUGAUUUGUGACCAAUAGGGCCAGAGCCCAUUGUGGCUACGCUACACCAAAUUUGAAAAAAUAAUUGCACUUUGGUUUGAUUUCCAAGUAUGAGUUCGUGUUGAAAAAAAAAAAAAAAAAAAAAACUCAACCACUUACCUUGCUCCACAAUUUCAAAACUAGAUAAUAGGCUUGUUGGUUAAUGCUGUUCUAGCAAAUAUACUAAAGGAGAUCCAAUCUGUGCCAAAUUUAACAUUUUUGACAGCAGUCAAGACAUCAAAUUAGCAUUUCCUUAAUGCGGACUACCCAAAGAAAUAGCAAUGAGAGCCAAUGAGCCAUUUAUCCUUCACCUAUCCCUAAGUCUGUUCAUUUUUUGGGGUACCUUACAUGACCUAUUGACUGUUUCUGAGUUCCUCUCUGUCUUUUGCCUUGAAUAGAAUCUCUUUCGAUGACAGGACCAUCCUUUCUUUUAUGCUGUCUUCCCAUCGCUUUCUCUUUUUGUCUCUUCUUUUUCCAAGCCCUGAGGACCUUGUGAUGUGGCCUUAAAGUUUCAAUUUGUUUUUUUUACAUUAGUUAAGCAGGUCAUCGUGGGGCCCUAUUGCCGGUGUGAUCCUGCUUCAAAUCUCUUCUAUUGUGGCACAGUUUUUUGUGGGUGAUACAUAGGAUCCUUCUAUAGCAUCUCAAUUCUUAGGAUCCUCCUCUCUAGAUAUGCAAGCAUACAAGAAUGUGGUUAUGACCAAGGCAUGCAUCAGUCUUAUUUUAGUGUCUAGGGUUAAUCUGGAGCCGUUUCUAGGUUUCCAUAUUGCUAGAACUAAAAGUUAGCUAGCAAAGAGAAAUCACUAUUUAUAUUUAUGGUGCUUCCAUAAAUUAUAAUACACUAUUAUGUAUAAGGAGUUAUAACUGAAUCCAGCGUAAUAUUAUUAUAACUUACAAAAGCAAAAAAAACAAGGUACACUACUUGGAUUGAAAUGUCAUUUGGUAUAUGUACUGAUACAUUCAGACUAAGAUUUCUUUGUCUCACACUAAAUUUGUCCUAUUGGGUUGGGGGCCCACCAACAUAUUUUUUAACCGGGGCCCACGGAUACCUUGCUACGCCACUGGAUAGGUGCAGUUUGUCUAUUACAAGGAAGGGCUGCAUUUUUUUAAAUUUGGAAAAUGUGGCACAUGCCACAUAUAUAUCUACUUAUAACUGAGUAAAAUGUGAUCGCUAACUAUAUAUAAUGUCAUGUAUACUGUUCUCGGCAUUUAAAAUUUCAUUUUUUACACUCACAGUGAGGAAUUAAAAGAGUUAGCAAUGUUUUAAAAUAUUUUUAAAAUAUUUUUUUUUAUUUCACAAUUUUUUUUUACAUCACAUUUUACCACAAAUGUACAGUUUAUGUGAAGUAUUUAACUAUUUACACUCACAAACAAUGAAUAAUGUUUCGGAACUGAUGAUCUAGCUUUCUAGUUUACUAUCCUCGUGACUACUUUCAAAUGAAACGUUAGUACACUUCUUUAUUUUCAAGCAAGAAAUUAAAAUAACGUCCCUGGCAAACAUGAAGUUCUUUCAGCUCUUCAGCUCUUUAUUAGAAAUAUAUAUAACAAAGUCACAGUCAAUGUCCUUCGAGGAAUAUCUCGUUCAAAGAGCCUAACAAUUUCUUUCUUGAGAUCCCCUAUUCUUCUCAAUACCUUGCCCAUCCUAAUUUGGUGGAUAUUGCUGUGUUACCAAACAUCUGAAUGUUUAGAUACCAAAUCUUCAAGUACUUCUCGGAUCUGUCUGACCCCUACUUUAAUAAGUUUGAUCACUUUUAUGGUUGGGAUACUGUUCUUUAAUUUUUAUUAUCUAACCAAAGUUUUUCUCAGUCAGAGUAUGGGUACCAUCAGUAUUUACACUCACCAUCUUGUUCCAUGACAACUUCACUCUGGCGGGCCGCACAUAGGCUAUAAUUUUCUCACCCCUGGUCUUUUGUGUUAAGAUGUAAACAAUUCCUAUUGAAAAUGUUACAUUUCUCUAUUGUCUGUAUCUUGCUCCAAUUAAGUUCUAGUGGAUUGACUACUCUAAUGAUUUUUCACAAGUAGAAGUCACAAAUAGAAAAUUGAGAAGUGUAAAAAACUUCAGCAUAUCUAAUGUUUUCAUUAUCAUUUUGGAUGCAGGUCCCAUCAACUCAUUCCAUCUGUCUGUCUGGUACAACUUUUGUACAGGUUAAUGUCUUCCACUUCCCAUUCUUGGAUUAAGCUCAAACUUUGCAAAACUUUUUCUUUGUCCCUAACAAAACAUGAACCAGUGAUUAAUUUCUAGUAGUAAUUAAUUUAAACAAUGUUGUUUUUGAUAUAGAAAAAGAAAAAAUAGGUGUAACAGUAUUGAGGAAAAUGGCUGUAAAUGUGCAGUUUUUUUUAUGUUAAAUGAAGGGCUACUGUGUUUGAAUUGUGAAGAAAAAAAAAAAGUAACUUUUAAUCCGAAAACAAAAAAAAAGUGACUCUAAGGAAAACAAUAUUGUUGAUCUGUUAUCAUUCAUCUAUUAUAGAAAACUGUAGGUGUUUUUCUUAUAUGAUUUAUGGUCGUAUAUUAAUGUUGUUAGGAGUGAAAGAUGUUAUCAAUUUAUACUUUUUUUGAGUUUCUAUAUAUAUUUUUUGUACUGGUUACUUUUAAUAGCUGGUGUUUGUAGUGCUGAUUUACCUGACACAUUUUUCUUGAAAUCUAAUGCUGUACAUAAAAGUCCUGGGUGUUAUAAUCAAAGGUUACAAAAUGUUAGAUGUAUUUACAAGAAUCAAAUGUAAAGGAAAAGAGAAUUAUGUUUAAUAAGAUGUUCUCCUCUAGGGUAUAAAAUAAACAAAUAUACAAAAAAAUUAUUGAUCUAAAAAUUACAAAAUACCUGUAUAGAUUUAUAUUUCUUUUUUUAUAAACUGUACUAAGUAACAUUUUAAGUGCUAAUGCAUUUUUAAAAUACGCACAUUGUUUAUGUCUACGCCAUGUUGGAUUAUCAAUAGACCUCAUUCACCAAUUUAGCCACGUGAUAAUAUUGAUAAAACAAUGAACAAAACGUAUCACGUGACAGCCUUUAUGGAUUGCAUAUUUUGUAUAGAAGAGAUAUUGGGCCACGUGGCUAAAUGUUGUUUGUUUAGGAUUGGUGAAUGAGGUCCAUUGUCAGACUAUCAAGAGACAGUUGUAUAAUAAUUAUAUUUUUUUAAGCUGUAGGCUGUGUUAGCUGUUUAAAACAGAACAUCUUUGUUCAUCUAACCUUUUCUAUUCUUCUGCCUGGUUAUUUGAAAUGUAGAUCUUCGUGUGAGCUAUUUCGUUCCAAAGUGUAAGAGACCAGUGCAUUGAUUGGAUCAUUUCUACAGGUUUCAUGUUUUGUUAAUACAUUUUAUUGAAUGCCAGCAAUCAAAGUCUAACGUUUUAUUACCUCAUUAAUGUCAUUGAUGUCUCUGUGAAAUGGAAAGACUUUGGGUACCUCGUAAGGCCAGAUGUGUUUAGUAAACUUUAAGCUGAUCACAUUCUCAGCACGAUCAAACUAUCAGGUUUAAAAAACUUCUAAGAAGAACCUUCACAAUGAAAUAGGUUUCAUUCAUGAAAUGUUUUUGUGUGCUUCCAAUUUUAUUUUAUUGUAUAAAAUAAACUUGUUUACAGUUUUUAUAAAAAUGCAUAAUUUUUUUAUGUUUGAAUCUGAUGCAUGCUAAUAAUGUAUGCUUGUGUAAAUAUAUGUAUAGAUAGAUAUUUUAAAGAUGCAUUACAAUUUUGUUUGGACAUGCUUAUAAACUGUGAAUGUUUCUUUUCAAAUACUAUUACUACUCUACCAAAGUGGUUAAAAUGGAAGUUGAUCUUUGUAUUGAACUGUCUGUGAAGUAAAUGAUUGGAUGAAGUAAAUGAUUGGAUGAAGUAAAUGAUUGGAUGAAGUAAAUGAUUGGAUGAAGUAAAUGAUUGAAUGAAGUAAAUGAUUGGAUGAAGUAUAUGAUUGGAUGAAGUAUAUGAUUGGAUGAAGUAAAUGAUUGGAUGAAGUAAAUGAUUGAAUGAAGUAAAUGAUUGGAAGAAGUAAAUGAUUGGAGUUUUAUGGCCAGCUUCGUAACCUUUUGUUACUUCAUUUUUAUGUCAGUGCUUGUUAUAGAGCUUGCUGGCUCUCUCUUUAAAUCCUUUAUAACAAAAUCUUUUCUCUAGAUCUUUCUGCAUUGACAGUUGUUUUUAUCUUUCCUAUUUCUCUCUGUUUAUAAUUACAGCAUUGACUUGAUGAUGAACCUUUGCAUUAAUUUUUAUUGUUAAUUAUUAUUAUUUAACUAUUUUGUUUUAUUAUUAGGUUAUUUCUUUUGUAAAUUCCAAAAAAAAAAAAUUGAGGAGUUGGUUUAAAGUACAACUUCAUGUACCUUUGAAUGUAACUAGUUAGAUUUACAGUCAUAUAGAGCUUGUCUUCAAAUCGGUAGAUUAAGGACAAUUGCAGUAUUUCUCAUGACCCACCUGUGACCUACAUAGUUGGCCACAUCUAACUUUAGAGAAAACUAUUUUUGGCUGCCUUGCUGUGUGUGGUGUGCGCUAUGGUGGUCCUGGGUUCAACAUUUGCUUACUACCAUCCUGUGGGAGGUCCGGGCUAGGAUCCCUGAAGGUACAUCGGAAACAUAUGAAUGAAAAAAAGGGCUACUGUGUUUGAAUUGUGAAGACAAAAAUGAGAUGUAAAUUUGAAGCCGUCAACAGCAACAAAAAGUGAUACAAAUACAAUAACCAUUGUUGGUCUGUUAGCUUUCAGCUAUUAUAGAAAACUGUAGGUGUUAUUCUAAUAUGGUUUAUGUUCGUAUAUUAAUGUUGUUAAGACUGAAAAAUGUUAUCGAUUUAUAUUUUUUGAGUUUUCUCUAUAUAUUUUGGUAUUGGUUACUUCUAAUAGCUAGCGUUUGCAGUGCUGGUUUGCCCGACAUGUUUAAUGGAUCUACCCCAUUGCAAUUAAAUUAUAGCUUUUAUAUAGCGCUACUUUCAUGCUUAUAGCAUGCUCAGAGCGCUAUGGUCCAAUCUCAUUUGUGGACCGGUGGGGGGAGGGGGUAUCUGGAGGAAGGUUUUCCGUGCUGCCUUUAGGCGCUCAGUAAACACUACUCUGCCCGAGUCGGGUGUCGAACCUCAAACCCCCCUUCAUAGCCAUGCCAAGUUCAAGAGCACUUGUCCUCCCAACCCCGCAUUUAUUGUAAUAUAUAUCAAAUAAUGUCUUCAAUUUUGCUAUGUAAAGGUCAGUGUCUUUUUCUUUUCUUUAACAUGAAGACACGAGGGCAGCUGUGAAUCAAAGAACAGGUUUUAUACUCUUACUUAAUUAACCCUUAAAACGCGUGUGGCAGUUUAGCCUCUAAACAUCAGAAUUGUAGUUUCCAUUUUGUAUGCAAUCAUUUCAAAACAGCUCAGCACUUUAAGGGUUAAGUCUAGUAGCUCACUCGUUACGUACUCAGCCAGUUUGUCAAGAGGGUGAAAUAAAUUAGAGGAACAAAGAUGUUUGAGACAUACACAUUAAACAAAAAUAUUUAAAUGUUCA
Biomphalaria glabrata is the source of this 7334-nucleotide messenger RNA. RefSeq lists its product as uncharacterized. The transcript has 6 exons. Lineage: Eukaryota; Metazoa; Mollusca; Gastropoda; Planorbidae. Bases 319 to 984 code for a protein of 221 amino acids. The record is from RefSeq and is a predicted model, not a curated record.